Molecule: messenger RNA, 1485 nt
Organism: Syngnathoides biaculeatus (alligator pipefish)
Lineage: Eukaryota; Metazoa; Chordata; Actinopteri; Syngnathiformes; Syngnathidae
Gene: dpf2
Product: double PHD fingers 2
Exons: 12
Coding region: 98-1339 (413 amino acids)
Biological process (GO): nervous system development
Cellular component (GO): nBAF complex
Source: RefSeq, a predicted model, not a curated record
AUGCAGUGAGCAAAUGUGACCGCGAAGAGGUGCUAAGCGGUCACCUGGCUGAUCUGCCUCAUUUCCCAGAAGCCACUUGGCCGCUGACUGAAGCAAGAUGGCAGCUGUUGUCGAGAAUGUUGUCAAACUGUUGGGAGAGCAGUGCUACAGAGAUGCUAUGGAGCAAUGUCAUAACUACAAUGCUCGUCUGUGUGCUGAGAGGAGCGUGCGCUUGCCCUUCCUCGACUCUCAGACCGGAGUGGCUCAGAGUAACUGCUACAUUUGGAUGGAGAAGAGGCACAGAGGGCCUGGCAGGGCUCCAGGGCAACUCUACACUUACCCUUCCAGGAGGUGGAGGAAGAAGAGAAGAUCUCACCCUCCUGUGGACCCCCGCCUUGUCUUUCCUCCAGUCAAGUCAGAGCUUGAUUUUGGACUGAAGAAGGAUGCACUGUUGUCAUCUGAUGGUAGCAGCCUGGAAGCCUUGCUAAAGGCUGACUCUCUGGACAAACGCACACCCGCUGAUCACAGAGCCUCUGAGGAAGACUCCAAUCCUGGCGACUACUCUGCCAGCCUGAACUCUGCCACACGCACCAGAAAGAAAAUUCUCGAGCCUGAUGACUUCCUCGAUGAUCUGGAUGACGAGGACUAUGAGGAAGACACGCCGAAGAGAAGAGGGAAAGGGAAGGGAAAGGGUCGCGGAGUGGGCAGCAGCAGGAAGAAACUUGACCCCGCAGCAAUGGAGGACCGGGACAAGCCAUACGCUUGCGACAACACUAUCAAACAAAAGCAUAUUUCCAAACCUUCUGAAAAAGUCUGCGGCAAGCGCUACAAGAACCGCCCCGGCCUGAGCUACCACUACACCCACUCGCACUUGGCCGAUGAGGAGGGCGAAGACAAGGAGGAGAUGGAGGUCAACGAGCCCCCACCGCCACUACCGGAGACACCUAAAACUCCUAAGAGAGGCCCGGAUGGGCUAGCCCUGCCCAACAAGUACUGUGACUUCUGCUUGGGAGACUCCAAAACCAACCACAAGACAGGCCAGUCCGAAGAGCUGGUGUCCUGCUCCGACUGCGGACGCUCAGGUCACCCGUCCUGCCUGCAGUUCACACCCGCCAUGAUGGCCGCAGUCAAGACGUAUCGGUGGCAGUGCAUCGAGUGUAAGUGCUGUAACAUGUGCGGCACCUCCGAGAACGACGAUCAGCUGCUCUUCUGUGAUGACUGCGAUCGUGGUUACCACAUGUACUGUCUCAAGCCGCCCAUGGCAGAACCCCCAGAGGGGAGCUGGAGCUGCCACCUGUGCGUGUACCUCCUGAAAGACAAAGCGUCCAUCUACCAGAAGCACGACGCCCCGCCCUUGUGAUGGCCGCUCCUUCUGCACGCACUCUGCGUCCUGCUGCUGCGCGCGUUACACGCCUGCUGCGCAAGUGUGUCCAGAGGGAGCCUGUGAUUGGUCCAUAGGGAAGUACAGUACAGUACAGUAGUCGAGUACACCACUACCACACUGGU